CGGAAGUGCUUAUGGUGUGUAUUGACAUUCGACAUUCGUCGGAAGUCAGUGUGGAAACAUGUAACACAAGAUAGAACCAUGUAGCAGAAUACAGAAAGCCUGCUGUUGUCUAUAGUUACAGUAGAUCGGCCCAUCCUUCGUUUCUCUGAGGUGAUGUCCAGGUAUUGUGGUUGUUGUGUGCUGGAUACACCAUAUGUGUGAAUGAGCUUACCGUCACUUGGCAUUGUGGAUCACACAUACAUGUACUAACCAAGACGUCAUACACCAUACUUUGAGCAUAUCUACAGACUACUUACCAAAUGAAGUCAGUCGGAUUCACAACAUGCCUAUACAGCAGAUCACUGUGCGGCCAUCUUUAAUCAUGAAGGAUCGAAAAAGUAACUCAAAUUGUUGUAAGAACAAAGAAGAAACAACAAAAGAGACCCUGCAGCCAGAUGCGCUGUCACCUCGGUGUAGUGAGCGGUGCGACUCACAGCUGUCAACCACCUCAUCAGGGAUGGACAUCUGUCGAAUCUGUCACUGUGAGUCUGAGGUCAACAACAAACUUAUCUCCCCUUGUCUAUGUUCUGGGAGUUUGAAAUUUGUGCACUUGAUAUGUCUCCAGAAGUGGAUCAAAAGUUCGGAGAAGAUCGAAUGUGAGCUGUGUAAAUUUCAGUACAUAAUGACAUCGAAGACCAAGCCAUUCGACCAGUGGGAGAAACUUGACAUGUCGUCAGCAGAAAGGCGGAAAAUCAUCUGUUCCGUGACAUUUCACAUUAUUGCAGUUACCUGUGUAAUAUGGUCGCUGUACGUCCUCAUAGACCGGACCACAGAGGAGGUUGCUACUGGUAACCUGGACUGGCCGUUCUGGACCAAAUUGAUUGUCGUUGCCAUCGGUUUCACGGGAGGACUUGUGUUUAUGUAUGUUCAGUGUAAGAUGUACAUUCAGCUGUGUGUUCGCUGGCGUUCGUUCAACAAGACGAUACGCAUCGAAAACGCACCAGAGGAUGAGCAUGUCCGUGCGAAUGAGGCAGCCAAGAUAAAGGUGCGCGAUGGACUAACAAAUACAAUUGCCAUGCAGGAGAUGGCAGCACUGGGUGCGGUCUCUGACAACACUUUGAAUUGUUAACGGAUCAUAAUUAGUAUAGUUUUAUAUAUUAUCUAUAUAAAUAUAUAUAGUUGCA
Gigantopelta aegis is the source of this 1163-nucleotide messenger RNA. RefSeq names its product E3 ubiquitin-protein ligase MARCHF8-like. Gene Ontology annotation, molecular function: ubiquitin protein ligase activity; zinc ion binding; MHC protein binding. The record is from RefSeq and is a predicted model, not a curated record. Gene Ontology annotation, cellular component: early endosome membrane; lysosome; late endosome membrane. Lineage: Eukaryota; Metazoa; Mollusca; Gastropoda; Neomphalida; Peltospiridae. Bases 323 to 1108 code for a protein of 261 amino acids. The transcript has 4 exons. Gene Ontology annotation, biological process: immune response; antigen processing and presentation of peptide antigen via MHC class II; protein polyubiquitination.